UUGAUACAUGUACUCCAUUCUGUAACUGACACCAUAGAAAGAGGGAAAGACAAACUGAAAAGGCUGACUGACUCACGGGGAUCCAAUCCAUGCCGCACACAGUGUGACAGUUCACAGCUGACAACACCACCACUAGACCAAAAGGUCCUGGACUCACCUGGCUGGGCAGUUGCGCCUGUCUGGGGCCGACAUGUCUGGUCGCGGCAGGAGACACCAGGGUAGAGACAACCCGCUGGAGUUCGUGCAGCAGUGGCGGGAACGCUCGCGGCAGGAGCUGGUGACGCUGGCAGACGGGCGGGUGGUGACUCAGGAGGAACAUCUCCAGUCACUGGACACAGACAGGAGACAGGAGCUGGAACAACUGCGCAGGGAGGCAGAAUAUCUCAUGUACAUCGGAGGUCUACCUGAAGAAGACUUCCUGCUCCUGAGACAGCAAGGCAUGCUGGGAGAUCGUCGAAAUACAACCCCAGAAGAUCUAGAAGCCAGACGUCAGCAGCUGAGGACACAGCCAACCAACCAGCCUGCCACUCAGUCAGCAACCAAUCAGCACACACCUGGUCAACCAGCAGCCAAUCAGCAUGCAGCUACCCAGCAAGCCCCAGUUACCAGAAUGCAGUUGAGGCCGAGGCAAACUGCCCAGCAGUCGUCACCACGAGAGGCCGGCCACAGUAGUCAGGACAGCGGACACCGGCGCGUGUCAGGGUCCAGGGGUGCCGCAGCGCGCAGAAGGAGCAACAGGCCAGCUUCAGCCACUGUCACAAACAGAACAAGGAAUAACACCAGUGAUACAGGUAACGACGCGUCAGAAGAAGCUUCCACCAGUGGUACGACCAGCACGUCCACGGGGAGUCGGCAGGGGCGCGGGCGGAGAAGACGGCCGACCUCCGCCACCGUCAGCAGGUCCACACAGGCCGGCCGGACGGGCGCGCGCCCGCCACGCCCCACAACAACCUCCGCAGGUCGCAGGUCAAGUUCACAGCCCAGCAGAGGGGCGGGGUCCGUAAACCGCCCCAGACGACGCCUCACGGGGCGGAGAAGGGUCAGACCGCGGGAAGGCUCCGGAGCCUCGGCCUUCCAACAGCAGCUGGACAUGCUGGCCUAUCAGCUGUUCCUCAGGUCAUUCCUGGAGGAGGACACCAUGGAGGGCUCGGACUCAGACUCCUCAGACUUCAGCGACUCCUGGGACGAGGACUAUGACUCAUGGGAAGACUUCUUGGAGGACGAGCUUUCCGACGAUGAGUCGAGCGACUCUUGGGACGGGUUUCUUGAGGUGAUGGGGAUGUUUUCUCCCCGAGAUGCGGAGAUGUGGGGAGAUGUGGAGGGGGAGGAAGAGGAGGCACCGCGAGGACUGACCAAGGAUGAGAUUGCUCAGCUCCCGUGUAGAAAGUUUACACGGCAGGGCGGCCAGCAUCUCACUGGUGAGGGAAGUGAAGACUCCUGUACCAUCUGUAUGGUAGAGUACAAGACAGGAAACAAACUCAGGAGGAUGCCAUGUGCUCAUGAGUUCCACUCCAAGUGUGUUGACCGAUGGUUAAAACAGAACGGAUCGUGUCCGGUAUGUAGGCAGCAAGUGGAGAUUAGUGUUAACCCUCAAACUGCUGAGGGCCAGCAAACCAACCAGCAAGUCUAACACUGUAAUGCAUAGAAACACAUUUACAGUGAACAUCAUCUGCUACAUUUCAUUUCUACAUACUGCAGAGAUGAAGUAAAAAGUGCUGCAAGGCACAGCAAUAAUGCAGGUACAGAAUGGAAAUAACCUGGGACUACCUAAACUUAGAUACUGUAGUAGAUGACAUGUACAAUAUGUUACUAGUAUACAUGUAUUACAGACCAGUUAGCAAAGCAAAGUUGGUGAUAAGAUAGUACAUUUUUGUGUUCAUAAGAAAAGCUAUAUGUUCUAACAGAUAAAUAUACAUGAGUAUACAAUGUACAUGUAAGGUACAGUUAACACGGGGAAUGCAGGCUCUAAUCAUGUACUAAAUAGGACAGCUGUAAGGCAAAGGCUUAGAUGGAUGCUAAGGUACCCCAUGUAAGAUUUUGGUAACAAGAUGGGAAAUAUUCAGUAGAAUGAAAUGUUUAUGUCAUUAUUUCAUAUAUGCCAUGUUUCCAGUCAGCCCCCAAAAGUGGUGGUAGGUGUAAAGAUCCAGGUGUUGCAAUCUUACUCCUAAAUAUCGUCAUACUAUUUGAUGAGAACAGUUAACUUAUGCUUUAGAAAUUAUCGGAAAUCUGUUACUUCACACAUCAUUAAAGAUCCUAAUCAUAGAUUCAAAGUUAAAGAACUCAAUGCUAGGCUAUGGUCUAAACUGCUAUGAACUACAAUGUAUUAUGUGUAAAGAGAAUAACGUAGGGAUAUGUUUCAGAAGUUCCUUUUGUAUGAUACACUGUACAUGUAGUGCUUGGGCAUUUUUAAACAAUUUUAUCACAGAUAACAUGUUUGCUGCAAUAAGAGUUGUUGAUGCAAGAUACAAAUGUUACUUUGUAUAAAGGUAGAAGCCUAAAUGCCAUCUUUCUUGUGUAUGUUUGAUUCUUUAAUAUGGCAACAUGUUUGUUAGAAGUUUAUGUAGAAGGUACAUGUAUGACAACAGUGAAAACACUAGAAAGGCCGACAUUUGCUCCUGAGCAAGUACAGCAUAUUUCAUGUAUUUAAAUCCCUCCCAAUUGCAAAA
This is a messenger RNA of Branchiostoma belcheri (Belcher's lancelet), 2666 nucleotides long. RefSeq names its product E3 ubiquitin-protein ligase RLIM-like. NCBI's taxonomy places the organism in Eukaryota, Metazoa, Chordata, Leptocardii, Amphioxiformes, Branchiostomatidae. The coding region runs from base 191 to 1630 and encodes 479 amino acids. The record is from RefSeq and is a predicted model, not a curated record. Gene Ontology annotation, cellular component: cytoplasm; nucleoplasm. The transcript is spliced from 5 exons.